AAGUAAUAAGAAGUUUUGCAUCGUGUAGCUGCUAAACGGAUAGAAAACUAAAUAGUGGAUCUUUCUUUCGAAAGAUCAUCCUAAUAGGUGUUUUGGCAGCAAAUCGAAGUAUAAACGCUGUGUCUUAUAAGUUAUCAUAUAUUAUACAAUUAUAACUGAUGUUUGAUAUAAAAUCAAGGGUAUCAUAACGUUCGACUUAAGCCGCAAGCACGAUUUAUAUGAAAAUUGAAAAAUUAAUUCAAUUACUUGAUAAUGUUUCGAAACGUCGUUGUGGGAAUAUCAGGAGGCGUAGAUAGCGCGGUUAGUGCAUAUUUGCUCAAGGAAAAAGGCUUCAAAGUCUUGGGUAUAUUUAUGAAAAAUUGGGAUGAAUACGAUGAGACGGGCCGCUGCUCUGGCGAACAAGAUCUCCUAGACGCUGAAUACACCUGCCAGAAAUUAGAUAUUGAAUUACAUCAAGUAAAUUAUGUUAAAGACUAUUGGAAUUCUGUAUUCAGUUGUUUUCUAGACGACUAUCAAAACGGUCUUACUCCUAAUCCGGACAUAUUGUGCAAUCGGCAUAUAAAAUUUGAUUUAUUUUAUAAACAUGCGUUAGAAAACUUAAAGUACGAUGCUAUUGCUACGGGCCAUUACGCGAAGACGAAUUUCGGACCAUAUCUAGAGUACUAUGAAGAAGGAAAAGCUGCUGAACUUAGGAUACCAAAAGAUGCAUUUAAAGAUCAGACAUUUUUCCUAGCAGCUAUUAAACGUGACGUAUUGCGUAAAAUCAUGUUUCCCCUAAGCGAUCUUUAUAAAAUUGAAACAAAAGAAAUCGCUAAAAAAUGCGGCCUGAAUCGUUUAACACAAAAAAGAGAGAGUACAGGCAUUUGUUUUGUUGGUCAUCGGGAUUUUAAAGAAUUCAUUAAGGAGUAUAUAAUUCCAAAGCCCGGUAAUUUUAUCGACAUUGAUACUCAGCAAAUAGUAGGCCAACACGACGGUAUACAUCUAUGGACAAUAGGACAACGCUGCCGUCUAAGUUCUCAUCUAAAACCGUAUUAUGUUGCACAAAAAGACAUUUUUACUAACACAAUUUAUAUAGCAUCAGGUCAUAAUCAUCCAAAAUUAUUUAAUGACGUAAUCUUUACCAAUCACGUGAAUUGGUUAUGUCCAGAUCCUUUAAUCAAACCGAAUAGUGUAUUGAAAUGUCGCUUCCGUUUUCAACAUACCAAACCUCUCGUAAAUUGUUUAAUUUAUAGAAAUUUUGAUAUGAAGAGCGAUGAAUUGGAAGUUUUGCUUGAAAAACCUUUGCGUGCCAUAACACCUGGACAAUAUGCGGUAUUCUACAGCGAUACAAAUUGUUUAGGAUGCGCUCGAAUUGUCAAAAGUAGUAUGAGGGAUAAUCGAGACAAUGUUAUAUAGGCUUGGAAGAGAAAGCGAAAUAAAAUUUAUGAAAUGCCAUAUAUUACAUAAGAAUAGCGUUCUUUUCAUUGUAUAUUCGAGUUUCGAUAAAUUCGAACUAUUGCAAACUAUAUCAUAUUUUCAACGUAAUCAAGUUAGUUUCAAGAUUCAUUUACUUUUUAGAUUAAAACCUAUUCAAUAUCCUAUCAUAUAAAAUUUACGAUUAAUCUUUUAGUUAUUAUCAUUACUUACGUUAUCCCAAUAGCAUGUAAAAUGGCGUUAAUAAUCGUUAAUAGUAUUUGUAUACAAAACUAUUUAUAGGAAUUAUAUUUCAUAUAAAUUUCAUUAACGAUUACACACUAGUUGAAUAUCAUUUAUAUAAUUAAAUAGUUUAACAACAUGAAUAAUAGUUAUCUUAUAAAGUACUAUGCUUUAAAAACUAAACUACGUUAAGUUAAUUUUUAUCUUUAAAUUAAGUAGCAACGUGUAUUCAUACAACAACGAUGAUCGAUCAAAAUUUUCCACAACCAAUAAAAAACGAUCAGUGAUGAUGAAAGAAACUCAAAGAAAAAAAAAAUCUCGAUAAAUCUCUUAUGUGAAUCAAUGAAUGAAUCAAUGAAUGAUUGAUCACCGUUGUUAUAUUCAUAUUCGUUCUAAUUAAACAAAUAGCAAAAAAAAAAAAAAAAAAAA
This is a messenger RNA of Glossina fuscipes, 2064 nucleotides long. RefSeq names its product mitochondrial tRNA-specific 2-thiouridylase 1. Lineage: Eukaryota; Metazoa; Arthropoda; Insecta; Diptera; Glossinidae. Gene Ontology annotation, biological process: tRNA wobble position uridine thiolation. Gene Ontology annotation, molecular function: sulfurtransferase activity. Gene Ontology annotation, cellular component: mitochondrion. The coding region runs from base 253 to 1395 and encodes 380 amino acids. The transcript is spliced from 6 exons. The record is from RefSeq and is a predicted model, not a curated record.